AUGCCCAUCUAUGACUUUCGGACCAUCGGGUCUAUACCCAGCGGCAAAGACCUGGUUGACAUUGUCCUUUCAAAGACGCAGAGGAAGACUCCAACUGUCAUUCGAAAAACCAUGAAGAUAUGCCGCAUCCGUGCCUUUUAUAUGCUCAAGGUAAAGUUUACCCAGAACACUAUUGGGCAAAAGAUAAGUGCUAUCGUAGACGAGUUUCCAAAGAUAGAUGAGAUCCACCCAUUUUACCGUUACUGGUUCAACAUUAUGUAUGAUAAGGACCAUUUCAAGAUUGCCCUUGGACAGCUUCACCAGUGUAAGAAUCUCACUGACAAGGUAGGGCAGCACUACGUAAAGCUUCUUAAGCACGCAGAUUCACUUUUUCAGUGCAAGACUCUGAAGCGUGCAGCCCUUGGAAGAAUGAUCUCCCUUCUAAGGAAGCAGAACGAGUAUCUCGCAUAUCUGGAACAGGUCCGCCAGCACAUGAGUAGGUUGCCGUCCAUCGAUCCGUCGACACGCACUCUACUUCUCACGGGAUACCCUUCUGUUGGAAAAUCUAGCUUUCUCAAUGCUUUAACCCGUGCCAAUGUGGAGGUGGAGUCUUGGGAUUUCACGACCCAGUCCCUUUUUGUUGGACACUCCGACUAUAAGGGGCUCAGCUAUCAGCUAAUCGAUACCCCAGGUCUGCUGGACCACCCCCUGGAAGAGCGUAACAACAUAGAGCUCCAAGCUGUCGCAGCAUUGGCAUACCUAAACGCUGCCAUCCUCUUCCUUAUCGAUAUCUCUUGUGGAGGAGACUACCUGCAAAAACAAGUUCAUCUGUUUCAGUCGAUGAAGCUCUUCUUUCAAAACAAGCCAACAGUAAUUGUGCUCUCAAAGGCAGAUACAUGGACACCUGAUCAGCUUUCUGCUGACGACAUCCAACUGCUCCAGUCCAUGUCCCCCGCUGUCUCCUUCCUAGAAGCUUUGAAGCUAUACGACGUCUUGUAUCCCAGUAAGGCAGAAAUCGAUGACUGUUUGGCACGUGGUGGAGAGCUUUCACUGAAUAUCCAGGGUCGGGUAAAGGAAGAAGACGAGUUGCGUCAGAGGAUUCUUGCACAAGCAGCAUCAGGUGAUCCACUCUUUAUCCCAGCCUCCACAGUCAACAUGCAAGGCGUUGAGCGUGCCAUGGCUAUCGCGUGUGAGCAGCUUCUCCGGAUUAGAGAAGCUCAGCUGUUCACAGCCAGGAAACAGGAGCUGCUAGCUGAUAGGCAGUACGUUGCUAAUCCCGUCCAGCGUGAUAGUAAGCAGAGAGGCACUUAUAUUCCCGAAUCAGUUAAGGCUCUCCAAGAGGCCCAUAUGCCUGUGCGGGCCCACACAAUAGAAGAUGGGUUUAUUAGCGAGCGCGUUCUUGAAUUGGAGAAUGGAGGCGCACGCGUUUACAAGCCUGAUGAACGAAAGAAUUGGCUUCUCAGCAAUGACGACUGGAAAUAUGACGCUAUUCCAUAUUUCUACAAGGGUAAAAACAUUCUGGACUUUAUCACCGUUGACGAGGAUAUAGAUGAAAAGCUCCGGCUACUUGAGGAAGAAGAAGAGCGACUGGUCGCAGCAGAAAGCGCGUUUGAUGACAAAGGGUUAUUCGAAAAGCUUGCUUUGUACCGCGAGCUGACUGAUAAUCGCCGCAUUAAAAAAGCAACUCUCAAGGGAAUGGAUCUUCUGGGCUCUUCCAUGCCGCGCUUAGCUCAGAUCCAUGGAACAGCAGCUGGUGCAAAACUGGAUAGGUUUGUCAUGAAAAAGACUGGUCAGAAGUUCAAUAGUAGCGUGGCAAGGACUGUAUUCCCGAACCCCAACAGACCGAUGAAGGAUAAAUGGCGAACUCUCCAAGAGCGCAUGGAGGAGCAGGCACGUAGAGACGGAGUAUCUGUUGAACAAAUGCGGAAGAUUGACUACCAGGAUAGGCACUACACGGGCAAGGGCCGCUUCGACUAUAAGAAACCGGCCGUAACACGUCAGAAGCAUCUCCUUUCUGGUAAGAUCUCCGGCCAGGCUCGUGAUAGACGCUAA
This is a messenger RNA of Giardia duodenalis, 2031 nucleotides long. Its product is annotated as putative Nucleolar GTP-binding protein 1. Bases 1 to 2031 code for a protein of 676 amino acids. The record is from RefSeq and is a predicted model, not a curated record. Gene Ontology annotation, biological process: ribosomal large subunit biogenesis. Gene Ontology annotation, cellular component: nucleolus. NCBI's taxonomy places the organism in Eukaryota, Fornicata, Diplomonadida, Hexamitidae. Gene Ontology annotation, molecular function: GTPase activity; GTP binding; RNA binding. The transcript has a single exon.